This is a messenger RNA of Daucus carota subsp. sativus, 1084 nucleotides long. Its product is annotated as short chain aldehyde dehydrogenase 1. The record is from RefSeq and is a predicted model, not a curated record. Lineage: Eukaryota; Viridiplantae; Streptophyta; Magnoliopsida; Apiales; Apiaceae. Bases 68 to 889 code for a protein of 273 amino acids. The transcript is spliced from 2 exons.
AUUUAUAUUUAAAGGAGUAGCUGAGGUUUAUUCAGCCCUAAAUCGCCAUCUGCAACAAGCUAGAAUCAUGACACUUUUGCUAGCUCCCGUGGCCAGAAGGUUAGAGGGUAAAGUAGCAAUAAUCGCUGGAGGUACCGGAAUCAUUGGUGCAGCUACCGCACGUCUAUUUGUGCAGCAUGGUGCAAAGGUGGUGAUUGCUGGUCGCCAAGACCAAUUAGGCCAAGCUCUAUGCAAAGACCAAGAAGCUCUCUCUUUUGUUCACUGUGAUGUUACUAAUGAACCGGAUGUCGAAAAUUUGGUUGAUUCCACAAUGGCCAAACAUGGUAAGCUUGACAUUAUGUUUGGUAAUGCUGGUAUUACAGGCUCCCCUGAUCCAAGAAUUUCAGCAACAGAGUACCAGGAUUUUAAGACAGUGUUUGAUACUAACGUUUUUGGCGCAUUCUUGUGUUCCAAACAUGCGGCUAGAGUCAUGGCCCCUGUGAGACGAGGCAGCAUAUUGUUCACUUCAAGUGUGGCAUCAGUGGUUCAGGGAGAUGUUCCACAUGCCUACACGGCUUCAAAGCACGCGGUCUUAGGCCUAACGAAGAGUUUGUGUGUGGAGAUGGGGAGGUAUGGAGUUCGAGUCAAUUGUUUAUCUCCAUUUGGAGUUAUUACUCCAAUGCUGAUGAAAGGGGUGGGAAUUACGGAUAAGGGGAAGCUGGAGGAGUUUAUAGAAGGUAUUUCGAAUCUUAAAGGCACGGUGGUGGAGGCAGAGGAUGUGGCCGCGGCUGCAUUGUACUUGGGAAGCGACGAGGCUAAGUAUGUCAGUGGUUUGAAUCUUGUCGUCGAUGGAGGCUAUAGCACUACAAAUAUUGCUCUCAGAGAGGCCCUUAAGAAGAUUUCAUCUUAACAUCAGAUGCUUAAACAGUUCAUCUUAUGUGUUUUCGAUUUGGAUAAUAAUUUAAGCCAAGCCAACUGUCAUUUCCAUUCAUCUCUGUAUCUCCUCUCAAAUAUCAUGUUGAAAAUGUGUGUUUCACUUAUUUUUUAUUUUAUUUGUACUAGAUUUAAACUUGUUUAAAUUUAAUAUUAUUUUAUUAAUAUUUUA